Messenger RNA from Dermochelys coriacea (leatherback sea turtle), 3512 nucleotides. RefSeq names its product peripheral myelin protein 22 (gene PMP22). Gene Ontology annotation, cellular component: plasma membrane. The record is from RefSeq and is a predicted model, not a curated record. The transcript has 5 exons. Bases 1561 to 2046 code for a protein of 161 amino acids. NCBI's taxonomy places the organism in Eukaryota, Metazoa, Chordata, Testudines, Dermochelyidae.
UGCUCUCUCAGGCCACCGUGACAGAUCUGGGCGUUGGACUGGGGGAUGAAUAAACAGUGAAUGCACCAGAUCUGGGGUUUCAGAGAAGGACUCCGAUCCGCCAGGGAUCCCCCUUUCAACUCGACCCACGCCACAAGUGGCUUUUAGCAUCCUCUGGGAUCGUGCCCCUGCUGGAGGAACUUUAAUGCACGUUGGGCUGGCUUCCUAGGAGCUACCCUUGCAGGAGGAGCUGCACGCUUUGGAACUUGGUAAGUCUUUGGUGGUGAAAUCCCAGCUCUAUCAGCAAAGCCCCCAGACAAGCAAAGAGAGGGGCGCUUUCUACGGGCCUUUCUCUUCCCUGAACUGUGACUCAUCUCCAAAGCGCCGUGCAAUCUGGAGACGCGCAUUUACAAGAAAAUAAGCGUGUGGCAAACACGCGCAAUUGUAUUUGGAUGAGCCUCACACGGCAAGACCAUUAGAAAGCCGGGCGGGUGGAGCGCGGCAGAAAGCAAAGAGGCAACAGCGGCAGCAAAGUCUGGUGCAUUUAAAGGAGGCUGACGCCUCUCUUCAGGCCUUUGUCAAGCGCUGGGGGAUCCCGCGGGUGGAGGAGUGUUUGAGGAGCAGGGUGAAUGGGUUGGUUCCCCCAAGGAUUAAGGAGACCAGGGGGCGUGUAUUCCCCCCGCCCCAACUGCUGAGGAGCGGGGGUCCGAUCACCCCCUCCCCAGCCCCGCUGCGCCCUUCGCGUUCCCGGGGCGCGCGGCGGCCGCUUGCACGGUGCCCGCCGGGGCUGGCGGAGCGGGCCUUUCCCCCGCUGCAGCCGCCUGCCCCUCGCCAGAGGGCAGUGGGGAGUCUCCCGCGGCUCUCCCGGCCCGCAGCCCUGCCCGGAGCCCGCAGGCUGGGGCGGGGGCUCGGUUGGAGGCAAGCGGAGCGCCGGGCCAGUGGCACGGAUGCCCCCUGCAGCCGCCUCGCCGCGCACAAAUCGCAGGGGGCCGGGCGGAUCCUGUGGGGACGGGGAGGCCCGCACGGGAGUCCCCGACCCCACCCUGCCAGCGCCGCCGUGUAGGGCGCGGCCGCUCUGGGGCGCUGCCGGGACGUGCGGCUCCCCCAAGCCGUGGGCUCGCCUCUUCCCCACGUGGGCCGAGGAGAUUUGCGCGGCGCUGGGGGGGAAGCGCCGAGUCGGGCGUGAGUAAAAGUCCCCUAGGGCGGCAGCGAACCAGCGAGCGGCUUUUUUUUUUUUUUUUUUUUCCCCCCUCCUGGGGGAUUAUUUAUAGCCGGCUCCGCUGCCUGGCCGGGCUCCCUCUGCCUGACCCAGGGACACACCCUGCGGCACAGACGCACUCCGGGGCGUUGCUCCUCGUUCAAGGAGAAACUUUAUAACUUCGCGCUUUGCCCUCCUCGCCUCCCUCUCUCCAGCCCCCUGGCUCCGUUUGCUGCGGGCAAAGGGGCUGGCGCAUACCCGCACCCCCCCCCAGCUGGAUUUGCUCCUUUGCUCCGGUUUGAUCUUUUGGGGCCAGUCGAGCCUCUGGGACGCCGCUUGGUGGGUGACUAUUGCAGAGAAAUCUUUCCAAAACUUCAGCCAAAAUGCUCCUUUUGUUGCUGGGGAUCAUCGUGCUCCAUGUUGCGGUUCUGGUGCUGCUCUUUGUCUCAACAAUUGUUAGUCAAUGGCUCAUCGUUAAUGGGCGUACGGCAGACCUAUGGCAGAACUGCAGCACUUUAGGGGUCCAGAGUUCCUUUCAGUGCGUAACAUCCUCCACGAACGAGUGGCUACAGUCUGUCCAAGCUAUGAUGAUCCUGUCCAUUAUCUUCAGCGUGUUGUCCUUGUUCCUAUUCUUUUGCCAGCUGUUUACGCUCACCAAGGGUGGACGGUUUUACAUUACUGGAAUCUUCCAGAUCCUUGCCGGCCUGUGCGUGAUGAGUGGCGCAGCCAUCUUCACUGUGAGACACACGGACUGGCAGCUCGCCACAAGUGAUACCUCCUUCGGCUUUGCGUACAUUCUGGCUUGGGUGGCCUUCCCACUGGCUGUCAUCAGUGGGGUGAUCUACGUCAUCUUGAGGAAGCGUGAAUAAUGAAGCAUGAGGCGGGGGGCCGAGACAAGGGCACUCAUGACAUCCAUGGAGGGGAUUGAGACGGGAAGAAAAGAAGACAAAACUUGGGGUGGGGGGGGAAGUUAACCAAACCCCCACCCCCCAAAUAAAAACCCAACCAAAAAAACCCCAGAAGGAAACACCAAGGGUUACUGUGUUAAUUGAAGAUGUAUAUAGUAUCUAUGGUUUAAAAAAAACCUAUUUAUAACACUUUUUACAUAUAUGUACAUAGUAUUGUUUGCUUUUGUUGACCAUCCGCUAUGUGUUAAAAGCCUAAAGAAAGUGCCUAAAGAACUAUUACUCCUAACAGUGUAACAAGAGUGCAGUAUUUUGGGGGUCCUUGUUUUUGUUUUACCCUGAAUGCGAAUGGAAUCCUCUUUGAAAGCUCCCACCUCGAGGCAACCCACCAAAGAAACCCCAACUCAGACCAGAUCUCCAGAUGGCGUAAAUCAGGGUCGCUCCAGUGGCUUGAAUGGAGCGAUGUCCAUUUACAUCAGCUGAGGAUCUGCCCUCUCCCACGAGUGCCACGGUCUUAUUACCUGAAGCGCAUGUAUAAAUACCAUGCCUCAGGAAUUUAGGAGCACAGAGCCAAAUUUUCAAACUACCUAAGUGAUGUAGGAGCCAAAGUCCUAUUAACUUGCCAACCACACCCAGUUGGAACUUGGGCUUCUAAGUCACGUAGGCACAUUUAAAAAUUUUACCUACCAGGUCCAUUGAAAUUUUACUGAAAUGAGUGUACCUUAACUCCUUUUUUUCUUUUGGAAGUUUCCCCUUAGAACACCAAUACUUUCCUGUGUUAGGCCUUGUGUAUAACCAACUCUCUCACAUACCCAUCCUCACACACCCAAACCACCCAAGAACUGUAGCCUAUGACCUUGAAAUGUAUUUUUUCCUUGCCGUGUAGAUAAAGAUGGGAAAGAAUCAAAACCAAUAUAUAUCUAUGAAAUAAAAUACCAAAUAUGUGAAAUGGUGCUAUCUAUUUGCCAUUCCUUAUAUCACUAGCCAUUUAACCUUACUCACUGGAAAUUCAGUUAACAAUUUUAUGAGAUAAAGAAGAUAGAAAUGAUAAAUAAUUCUAUGUAAUAUAAGUGGUCUAUAACUGCUUUUGUACUUAGACAAGUUGCUCUUAGUAUUAUUGUUAAUAAAGCAUUUAUAACCAAUUUUUUCCCCCUCAUGGUCAGGAGUAGCAGAAACAAAUCUCUGGAUGGAACCUGUAGGUCUUCAUCCUCCAGAGUCCAGCUUCUGUAAUCCUCUUUCUGUGCUUCAGAGGUGUGUCUGGCAAUGAAUUGUAUGGGCAUUUUACUGUAGAUUCAUAUACGGUGCCUUCUGAUGCUAAGACUCCAGACAUUCUGUUUGUUUUUUGUGUUUUUUUUUUUUGCUUUGCUCUUCUGAUUUUAUACCGACUGUGUGGACUAAGCAGCAAUGAAAUAAAAGUCAGAAUAACUCAA